GUGGGACUAGAUGCUGCCAUGGUGCAGGCCACAGUUCAGGAGAUGGCUCGCCAAGCCAUUGGCGUGGAUGAUGAGCUCUUCUUGGACAGUGCCCUGAUGGACUCCGGCAUGGACUCCUUGACAGCUGUCUCCUUUAGGAAUGGCUUGCAGCAGCAGCUUGGUGUUAAGCUGCCUUCUUCGCUGAUGUUCGACUACCCGACCAUGAAG
Symbiodinium pilosum is the source of this 207-nucleotide messenger RNA. The record is from the annotation of a GenBank genome assembly. Lineage: Eukaryota; Dinophyceae; Suessiales; Symbiodiniaceae.